AUGUGUUUGGACACGUUACAACGUGAUGGCGUCGGUUCACCGUUAGGUGUUUAUCCUUGCCACGAGAAACUGCAGGCCACCCAGUACUUCAGCUUGUCUCUUACUGGAGAACUGAGGGAUGAGGAGAAUUGUGCAGAAGUGCAACAUGUCAGGGGCAGCGCUGUAAAUAGCGAACGUCGUAUUCUAAUGAUGACCUGUGCUGGUAAACAACGGCAGAAAUGGCGGUAUCUGCCAUCUGGUCAGCUGCAGCAUAUAACGUCCGCUCUUUGUUUGGACGCCGGUAUGGAGACCGGCGCGGACGCAUUAGCCCGCCCCUAUAAUUUUUCACAUACGUUUUCUAACAGCCGUAUAUCUCGCUCGCUCCUAUCGUACACGGAAGAGACGCCAAUAGAAUCCAACAGCACAAUACGUCGUCACAGACAUAAGAAGAAGCACAGCAAAAAGCACGCCCGCAAACGCAGCCACAAGAAGCGUACAAAAAAUAAGUUCAUAUUGAAAUUAGUGAGGACUUUGAUGAAUGACACUGAAGAUCAUUUAGAAGUCGACAUACAUUGUAAACAUAAGCAGCUAUAUCCUAACAAUAGCUUCGUUAGAGAUCUAGUCACUAUACUCAACGAAAAAAAUAUUAAGGUUAUCAAUAAUGGACGCGUAUUCGAACGGAAUAAAGUGACAGAAUUGGCUAAGGGAACAGCACCAUCAAAAGUGCUUCAGAAAUUGGAAAUCCGGGAGAACGCUCAAGAUCAACCAACAGAGAGGCGUUUAGCCAAACGUCGCAAGCGUAAGCGAAUGCGUGUCUCUUUGCCGCCGAUAACUCCUACCGAACCGAGCACUCCGAGCGAAGCGCCAGUCAACGAGAUAGUGGACGAUGCUGACAAUACUGUUGAUUUUGAAAGAACAAAUAAUAAAGAGGACAGGUGAUAUAUAAAUAGACCUAUUCUAUUCCUGGGACAAGCGAAAAUAUUGAUAUUGACCUAAUGUAUUAUGUGAAUGAUAAAAGCAAACGAUACAUAUGACUGACCAUAGAAAUCACUUCCGCGAAGUAUUGCGAGUUUUUGUGUUUAUUACAUACGGGAUCAGGUUUGCCAUCUGUCGUGAUGACUUUUUUAAGUCUUAACUGGCUUAAUAAUUAUGUCCGGCUUGUACGACUCUUGUUAGGCUUUUGCUCAAAUGCCAAAUGAUGACUAAAAUAAAACAGAUUAUUGAUUGUUAUUGUGUGAUUAAUAAACAACUAUUACUUGUAACAAAUUUUUAUUGUGAUGUAAAUUAUUAUCAUAAAAUUAAAAACUUAUAACAAGUGUUUUGUUUCGGUGGUUUUGAUUGGCUAUUAAAUAUAAUGAAGUUCAGCUUUUAGAGAAAGAUAUCCGGCCUAAUACAACGCAAAGUCAGGCUUUUUAAUUUUGGAACCCUUUACGAGAUGUUGUUGAUAUUGAUAACGAGUUCUAUGGCUAGCGAUAUAUAUCGCUUGUUUAGUUUUAACACUCACAUAAUGCUUUAGAUCAUUGUCCGGUUUUUUGGCCUGACAUAGGAAUAUACUAUAGAUAAAUUCUUUAUUUACAUCAUUUUGCACAUAUACAAUUAAUAUAA
Diatraea saccharalis (sugarcane borer) is the source of this 1584-nucleotide messenger RNA. The record is from the annotation of a GenBank genome assembly. Lineage: Eukaryota; Metazoa; Arthropoda; Insecta; Lepidoptera; Crambidae.